AUGCGCAUGCGCUUGUUGCAGCCAUCGAGCUGCGCCGACGACGAUGGACGAAUUCAGAGGGGAUUGGACCCCGAGAAGGCACGUACCCGCAGCCUGCGGGAGUUGGGGGCCGUGCGGCUGUGGAGAAAAGCCCUCGAGGCGAUCCAGGCGUUUCGUCAUGACGCGGUGGAAGUCAAUGCCAUCCACCGGAAUGCUUUGCUCGGUGUUUUCCAGAAGUCUCAGCAGUGGUUGCGCGCGCUGCAGGAGCUUUCGGACAGGCUUCCUGCGGGGCAGGUCUCGACCGAUGUCAUAUCUUUCAGCACGGCUGCAGCCACCUGUCCCGGAUGGCUUAUGCCUCUCUUCUUCCUGGAAUGGAUGACGACCAGCGCUUGCCGCCCCAAUGUCGUCUCCUUCAGCUCCAGCCAGGCUGCUUUCAAGGAUGGUGGUGGCUGGCCUCGUGCGCUUUCCCUUCUCCGUGCCAUGCCCCAGAUGCACGGAGUGGUGCCGAACGUGGUGUCCCUGUCCUGUGCCUUGAAGGCCUGUGCUGCGGGCGGCCGUUGGCGCCAGGCCCUGCAGCUCUUAGCAGGGGCGCCGGCAAGGGCGCUGGUUCCCAACGUCGUGGCGUGCAACGCCGCGCAGAGUGCCUGUGCGACGACGGCCCUUUGGGCCUUGGCUCUCUCCACACAGGCUUCCACAAACCGAGAUCUUUGGGAUCUCGUGAGUUUCAACACGGCCAUGGAUGCCUGCGACAAGGCCCGACGAUGGGAAUGUGCCGUGGAAGUGCUGCAGAGUGCGUCGGGCACCUCGCAUGUGCCCGAUGUGGCGCGGCGCUCUGAUAGUUAUGGACUUCGGGGGGGCUAG
Symbiodinium natans is the source of this 840-nucleotide messenger RNA. The record is from the annotation of a GenBank genome assembly. NCBI's taxonomy places the organism in Eukaryota, Dinophyceae, Suessiales, Symbiodiniaceae.